Cajanus cajan (pigeon pea) is the source of this 895-nucleotide messenger RNA. Its product is annotated as protein DESIGUAL 2. The record is from RefSeq and is a predicted model, not a curated record. Lineage: Eukaryota; Viridiplantae; Streptophyta; Magnoliopsida; Fabales; Fabaceae.
UGCAAUACCAAUACAAUUCCAUAUACUUUUUGUACAGUUCAUAUAUAUUAGUGUUCCCCCGCUACAUCUUUUUGCUCACUCUUAGCACUUGGCAACAAGCAAAUUAGAUACAAAGAGUUUCUCCUAGAAAUGAAUAGAGGAGCAGGCAUUUUUCUGUGCCUCUUGCUUGUGAUCAUGGAUAUCACAGCUGGGAUUCUUGGCAUUGAAGCUGAAAUUGCACAAAACAAGGUUAAGCACUUGAGAUUAUGGAUAUUUGAGUGUAAAGACCCAAGCCAUAAGGCCUUCAUGCUGGGGUUGGCUGCAGCAGUGCUUUUGGCAUUAGCCCAUGUUAUAGUCAACUUGCUAGGUGGCUUCAAUUGCCUUUGUUCUCAACAAGGGCUUGAUAAGGCUUCUCCAAAUAGACAAUUCUCAAUGGCUUCUCUCAUUUUAACAUGGAUUGUGUUGGCUGUUGGAUUGAGCAUGCUGGUGAUAGGGACUUCGUCAAACAACAAGGGAAGGGGUUCUUGCGGUUUCACUCACCAUCACUUUCUGUCCAUUGGUGGAAUCUUGUGUUUUGUUCAUGCCGUGUUCAGUGUUGUGUAUUACGUUUCUGCCACUGCCUCUUAAUUAGCGAUUAAGAUAACUAGACUGGAGGCCACUUCUGCUUGCUUUAUUAAUAUUGUUUUUUUCUUUUGGCUUUUCUAAAUGUCUUGCUUUACCAAAUGUGUACUUAGGAUUAAACAUACAAAACAAAUGUAACAGUUUUUAUUCACCAACUAAUUAUCCUCGCCACUGAUGCACUGACAUGUGUCUGUCUGACUAUAACAAUUCUAAUUUAAGUUUUAUUCACUUUAUUGCUCCGUAGCUAUAUUGGAUUUGCUUCACAGUGGCCAAGGAAAAAUUUCGUUUCCAUGGA